UGGGUUAAUAUGUUUUAUUCUUUUUUUACAAGGUUUUUUCACCAUGUCGAAUCUUACUACUCACUGCCAAGGUGCCAACUCGGAUUGACUGCCACUUCCAUUACUUGGAAGUACAAACGUUAGAAAGCAAACGAGGUAAUCAACUCAGUAUAACGGUUAAUGAUAAAAUCUACUCAUUUUUGGCCGGCGAAGACUCCUCCUGUAGCACUGAAGUGGAUAAUAUGAUAUCGGCGCUUGCUACGGCAGUAAGAAACAUAUUUCCUACUGUUCCUUUACAGUAUAUUAUUCGGAAGAUUGAUGUAAUACCCACAUCGAGAUUACAAGUUUUAAGAGACAUCGAAGCCGUUGGAAGUAACAUAAGGGAAGUAGGCCCAUGCGGAGGUUUUUCAAAUCAAUAUGCUUGCAUGUGCGAUUACCACAACAUGCCGUAUCGAGAGGAAGUCGCUUGGGACGUCGACAAUAUUUAUCUUUCUCUAAACACUAGGGAGUUAUGCCUUAAGGAUUUUGAUUAUUUAGAUCAAAAAGAUUUAGUGCCUAUUAUAAACGCAUUGGAAUACAAUACAUGGUUCACAAAACUUAGGGCUAACCAUGUACGAUUAUCUCACGAUAACAUCGAAAAGGUGCUUCAAGUGAUCAAAAAAUCGCUUAGUUUGGAAGAGAUUUAUUUAGAUAGUUUAGGUUUGAAGUCGUGUUUUGUGAAUAAAUUGCAUAAUGCUAUUAAAGGAAACGCUAUUAUUCCUUUAAGUAUUAUUGAUCUUUCAAAUAAUCCAAUUGAAGAUAAAGGUAACCUAUAAAAUCAAUUAUGUACAUUAAAACCUCG
Molecule: messenger RNA, 820 nt
Organism: Onthophagus taurus
Lineage: Eukaryota; Metazoa; Arthropoda; Insecta; Coleoptera; Scarabaeidae
Source: RefSeq, a predicted model, not a curated record